GGUGAGCCAGCCGUGGGAUUUUCUCUGCGACUGUCGACGCGACGUCUUCUUGGAUAUAGCCCCCGACCCUCUUCUUGUUUUGUUAUACCGAGUACCUCAAUCUGCGUCUCGUUGAUGUAGUUCCAUGCCGAGCAACCUGCUCUUGAUCGCCCACUCUUUCCACUUAUCGUGACAAUCGAAACGCCCUCUGACCAAGCCUUGUUGUUGUGGCGAGGAUGUCGCACGUUUAACGUUGUGUACAGUCUGCCUGUGGAUUUGCUGCGCCGUUCCGGUCGCACAGGAUGCUGCUCCUAUCAACACAAUGUCGCUGAUAGCUAGCGACCAACGAGACGAUUUUACAUGCGUUGCAAUGACACUGUGAUAGACGCUGUAGUCGUGUGCAGUCUUGAUUUGCUUGUCGGCUGAGAGUUGCGCGUGUCAGGAGGAAGGACGACGGACGGCUGAUGCGACCUUCUGAGGCAAUAGGAUGUGUUCCAGGUUGUUCAGGAUAGCUACAGGCAAGGGACAAGCGGAGGGAAGAAAAGGGGACUCAAAUGGCUAUGUUUGGGUUGCGCCUCGAAACAAGGAGUCAUCCUCAUCAACCCCACUACGCGUGGGUUCAGGCUGCCGCCGCGAAGGAGGGAGGGAGAGCCGUGACGGCCGGAGGGGACGGCGUCUCGUCAAUCGCGAGGAACCUGUUGUGAAUACAAACUGCACAGAAUGACGAAGGUGAGUCGGGGGCAGCAAUGGGUUGGUAGGGAGACAGGGAGGAAACCCUCGCUGCCACCUGCAUCUGGUAGGCUUUCCACUGGUCCAGCGUCGAAAAUGGCGCAGGUCGAGGGCAGCGUGUCUGAGCAAUGCCAGUGGGAAGAGGGAUUCCAGGGCCAGUUUGAACCGGUGUCAUCCAGGGCGUGCAAAUAUUGUCCUGUCGGUUGGUUGAGGUGCAUGAGGUGCGGGCUGGUCGAUGGUGUUUUGCGAUGUGAAUGGACAAUAAAAUCCAAUCAGAUGCCCAACACGCGCCUCCCGUGAAUCCCUCGCAAUUCAAGGAGGGAAAAACUCGAACCACUGCAAACUUGAACUGCAGCGCAGGCUUAGAAGGCCGUGGCAGGCACCGCAGCCAGCGACACGCUUCAACACCCUCUCUUGUCGUCGACUUAUCUGCAAAGACUCCUAGGUAGUCAUCCUCUACCCUGCAACUCGGUCUCGGUUCCUCGUUGGCUCCAUGGUCGACUUCAGAAUCACUCGUGACUCUCAAGAGUCAAUCGACCGGUAGCCCACUCAGCCUCAAUGGACAUGAUGAUAAUCAGUGCGACGAGUUGUGGUGUCUGCAGAUACUGGCGAAGCUCGAUCCCCCCGUCUGCCGCCACUCAUCUUCCCCCCUGCUCCAGCCUUUCACUGUUAUACUCGGUGACGAAUCCGGGAUUCGGCUUCGGAUAGGGGAUGCAAGGUGAUACAACAGCUGGCCGCGUGGCUAGAGACCGGAGCACGCGGGGAGCCUACAUUCAGCAUGGCUGACUACCUCCAUUGUGAAGAGACGAGAGGGACCAAAGUCCCCAUUGUUUGCGUGUGGAAGUUGCUUACUUGCCCCUCCACCCAGUUAUCCAGCCAUGGCUCACCAUGGCGGAAAGUCGUCCCGUAUCUAACUAUGUAGGAAGAAUCCAGUUGUCUAUCAUCUAAUAGCUGAGCACGAACAUCAAUAGCCUGGCCGGUCCAUUUCUUUCUUGCGCCGCCGCUGUCACCGGCCGCUGUUCAAGCACAAUUCAAACUGUUUCCCACGACACGGCAAGGUUGCUCAACGAGUGUUCAGAUUGUAUUGCUGCUAAAGUCCCUUGAGGCAGCAAAGCACAGCCCACCCUUUUCAAGAUGAUCAAUCCCAAAAGCAUCAGUCGAGAUACUACGACCCAUGCACACCUUGACCACUGCACUGAAUGCAACCCAGCCUCGAGAGGGGCAAGGCAAAAAGAAAAAGGCGGAGAAGGAGAAGAAAGUUAUGGCGUCGAUGGGCGUAACCCUACUGCAGCAGCCUGGGCAGCCUUAGAGUCUAGCUGACCAGCUCGACUUCUGCAGCUAAUGCGAGGUCUGCCAGCAUGCUCCCUUCACUACGACGACCUGUCGCCCAUUCAUCGCUUUCAUCCGACCAGCCGUCAUGGUGGAUGAGCAAAAGGCAAACGAUAGGGUUUAGAAGUCGAACCCUGGGCUUCGGGUGAUUCUUCUUUUUGUCCCGAAAUCUCCCGCUGAAAAUGCUCAAACACCCCUGUUGUCACAAAAUACCAUCCCUGGAGCUGUCUGCCAAUCCAGCGGAAAGCCACUACAUCCUCUGUACCGGGGUUAGGCCGAGUAGGGUCAUGCCAUUCCAGAGCACCUGCCGGGCAGCCUCGUACAGAGCCAGCCGAGCCUUCUGCAGCUCGGGCUCGCUUCCCACAACCUGUAAGUGAUCAUAGCUUGAGCUCAACGCAUGCGCCAUCUUGAAGAGAUAGGUCAGCACGGUGGACGGCUCACGGGUUUUGAGUGUGUUGGUGACCACGUCGGGAUAUUGAGCUAGUGCUCGCACCAGAUUGAUCGCAUGCGGCUCUUUCAGCAACGAUAGGUCGGCAGAAUCCAGUUUGCUCAGGUCUACAUUUGCUUUCCGCUCGAUGGAACACAGUCGUGCAUGAGCAUACUGUAAGUAGGGGCCCGUGUCACCCUCAAAAGCCGUCAUCUGGUUGAUGUUGAAUUCAUAGCCGUUGCGAACCUUGCCCGUCAAAUCCUGUACCAUGAUGGCCGUGAUGGCAAGGAUGUCGGCCACGGCCUCUGGAUCCUCUAGCUGCUCGUAUUUCUUUUCGUUCUUCUUCAUCACUUCCAGCAUGACGUCCUUGACCGAAUUGAUCACAUCGUCCA
This is a messenger RNA of Exophiala dermatitidis NIH/UT8656, 2856 nucleotides long. RefSeq lists its product as uncharacterized. Bases 700 to 1008 code for a protein of 102 amino acids. The record is from RefSeq and is a predicted model, not a curated record. The transcript has a single exon. Lineage: Eukaryota; Fungi; Ascomycota; Eurotiomycetes; Chaetothyriales; Herpotrichiellaceae.